This is a messenger RNA of Scedosporium apiospermum, 822 nucleotides long. RefSeq lists its product as uncharacterized. The coding region runs from base 1 to 822 and encodes 273 amino acids. The record is from RefSeq and is a predicted model, not a curated record. The transcript is spliced from 2 exons. NCBI's taxonomy places the organism in Eukaryota, Fungi, Ascomycota, Sordariomycetes, Microascales, Microascaceae.
AUGUCGAAGCCGAAUCAGCUCUUCCUCCUUGCCGACCACAUCAAGCUCUCGCUCCUGGAACGCCGGCGUGCCCAGUCGCUGAAUCUCGAGGGAAACUCCCAGGAUGGACACAUUUCCCGAUCGCUGGAGCAGUUCAAGGAUGGUCUGGAGGCGCUAAGGGAGGAGGAACAGAGGCUCCGGGAUAAGGGAGAUGAAGACGCCGCCCUCGACAUCUCCGACAACCUCCCCACCCUCCAACACCAACUCGACGACCUAACCUCCCAAUUCCACGGCUUCACCACCCCUUCCACAACCUCCACCCUCACACACCCCAACGACCCCUCCCUAGCCGCAGACUUCACCCAUGCAACAACCCUCCCCCCCACCAAAAAACCCGCCGCAGCCCCAACCACGGCCUCCAAAUCCGUCCGCUUCUCCGACACGCCCCCGGCGGAAGACGACCCUUCCAUCGAACUCUUCUCCCGCUACCGAGACGACCCCGAGGAAGCUAAUUCCGCAGCCGAUCGCGCCCAGGGCAUGACGAACGAGCAGAUCCACGCCUUCCACUCUACCGUCCUCGCUGAGCAGGACGAGCAGCUUGAUCGUUUGGGUGAGACGAUUGGGAGGCAGAGGGAACUGAGCAUGCGCAUGGGGGAUGAGCUCGAGGCGCAGUGUGAGAUGCUGGAUGAGACUGAUGCUAUGGUUGAUAGGCAUCAGAGUAGGCUGGAUAGGGCUUCGAGGUCGUUGGGGAGGGUGGCCAGGGCGUCGGGAGAGGGGAGGCAGAUGGCUGCUAUUAUUAUUACUAUUAUCAUUUUGGUUUUGCUUAUCGCUAUCUUGAAAUAA